Molecule: messenger RNA, 1988 nt
Organism: Ananas comosus (pineapple)
Lineage: Eukaryota; Viridiplantae; Streptophyta; Magnoliopsida; Poales; Bromeliaceae
Product: sialyltransferase-like protein 1
Exons: 1
Coding region: 419-1612 (397 amino acids)
Molecular function (GO): sialyltransferase activity
Source: RefSeq, a predicted model, not a curated record
AAGAAAAAAAAAGAAAAAAGCUGAAGGUCUUCAUGCGUUGUCGCCAGAAGAUAAAAGAUUUUUUUUUAAAAAAAAACAAGAAAAAAGGAAAAAGAGCUCCCUUCAUUUGGGAAGGAGGAGAAGAUCUCAGAUUCUCCAUCUGCCACCCAACCCAAUCCAACCCCAAAAGUGAAAAUCCGAGCCCAACGCCCACUAUUUAAACCGCGCUUAAUUCGCAAACCCUCCUAAUGAUAGCAAGCUUCGUCGCUGUUAUAGCAAGCACGGAGUACUCUGUACUCCCUCGAAGCUCCUCUAAUGGCCGCCGACACACUCUCCUCGUAGCUCCGAGCGGGGAGCGAAGCUCCAAACCCUCGCGUUCAGAGCUCGUCGUUGACAUGGGACCUAGGGUUUCGAUGCGUUCCCCAUACGUUUAGGGCAAAUGAAGCGAUCGCUCCGCCUCCCCUUCGGCCUCCUCGUCCUCACCGCGCUCUUCACCACCCUCAGCUUCCGAGCGGCACUACGCCACGACCACAGCAGCGCCUCCAUCCGGGACGCGGCGGCGGCGGCGGCGGAGCCCGACCUGAACGCGACGCUGCUGAGGCUGUCGGCGGAGGACCCGGGCGAGGCGGCGCUGCGGCGCGACGUCGACGACCUCCUCGACGGCAACCUCCCCGCCUCCGCCGACCGGAGGGGCCGCUUCCACUCCUCGUGGCGGCGGGAGAACCACCACCACCACCUCCUCCUCCACCCCCGCCCCCGCUCCGAUCCGCAUCUCCCGAGUCGCUUCCGCUCGCAGCGCGACUACUUGAGCCUCCCUGAGUUCCGCCGCGCCCUCCGCGACUGGUUCCGCCGCCGCCGCUUCCAGCCGGGGGUCAUGCCCGAGCUCCCCGACCUCGUCAACAGCCACCUACGCGGCGCCCCGGCCCACCCGGCGGCGGCGCCCCGGAGGUCGCGCUUCUCCAGCUGCGCCGUGGUCGGCAACAGCGGCAUCCUCCUGAAUUCCGAGCACGGCGACCUCAUUGACGGCCACGACCUCGUCAUCCGCCUCAACAACGCCCGCAUCGAGGGCUUCCGCCGCCACGUCGGCUCCAAGACCGGCCUCUCCUUCGUCAACAGCAACAUCCUCCACCUCUGCGCCCGCCGUGACGGCUGCUUCUGCCACCCCUACGGCGAUGGCGUCCCCAUCCUCAUAUACAUCUGCCAGGCCGCCCACUUCCUGGACUUUGUCGCCUGCAACGCCUCCCACCGCGCCCCGCUCCUCGUCACUGACCCGCGCUUCGACGUCCUCUGCGCCCGCAUCGUCAAGUACUACUCCCUGCGCCGCUUCGUCAGCGAGACCGGCCGGCCUCCCGAGCAGUGGGCGGCUGCGCACGACGCGCUCAUGUUCCACUACUCCUCGGGCUUCCAGGCCGUGAUGCUUGCUGUCGGGAUCUGCGAUCGGGUCAGUGUCUUCGGCUUCGGGAAGUCGCUGGAUGCCAAGCACCACUACCACACAAACCAGAAGGUGGAGCUCGACCUCCACGAUUACGAGGCCGAGUACGCCGUCUACCGCAAUCUGGUCGAGCGGCCGCAGGUAAUACCAUUCCUCAGUGACUCUGGAUUUAAGGUUCCGCCCGUUGUGUUCUAUAAUUGACUGCUGGGUUGCUGUGCUCGGUCGCAGUGUAUAUGUAUAUUUUUCUUCUCUUUUUUUUUUUUCAGAGUACAAAGGAGUAAAGAUAUUGGAAGGGAAGGAGAAAUUUCUUGGUUAGAUCAUUUUGUUUCAAGGCCGAAUCCAAGUGGUAGCUGUCAAAUUGAAUUCAAAAUUCUUUAGUAGUUAUUUUAUGGUGAAGGAAUUUUAAUGUCUUUGUCAUGUUAGAACGCUGCACAGCAAAUUGUGCUUGUCAAUUGUAAAAGGUAGAAAGCUUGUUAUUCGGAAAUCUAAAAAGAAGGAUAUUAAGAUUCAUUUUUACUAUUCGUAUGUGGAAUCAAUCAUCAAUCGCAUACUCCUGGAAUUUUAUUCCGUUCUUUCA